Rodentolepis nana is the source of this 1728-nucleotide messenger RNA. NCBI's taxonomy places the organism in Eukaryota, Metazoa, Platyhelminthes, Cestoda, Cyclophyllidea, Hymenolepididae. The record is from the annotation of a GenBank genome assembly.
AUGGGAAGACCGAAAUCAAAGUCAUCUGUGCGUUCAAGGAAACGUAACUUUCUUACCCCCGGUGAUUGGUCCAGACAUGUACUAGAAUGUUUCACUACCUACGAGAUGCCCAAAGCAGUACUCAUCCAAUCCUCUGUAGUUGGCGUUAUUUAUCGCCUACUCCAAAUAUUUAUUGUAGCCUACUUCAUUGGAUGGGUACUAAUAAGGGAGAAAGGUUAUCAGGCUUCUGAGAAUCCCAUAUAUGGUGUGUCUGCGUUGGUAAGAGGAACAGCUUUCAGUUUCAACGAUAAAUGCAAGAGUAGUCUCCCUAAAAGGCCUGUAGUCUACUCUGAUGCGGAUCUUGUUCACCCUCCCAUUCAAAAUUCUGGUUUCUUCUUAAUUACUCGAGUAUUCAACUGUGUAGAACAGCACCAUUACACUUGUCCAGAGGUGCCAGACCUAUUGGAUGCACGCUGUCGAAGUGAUGCCCAGUGCCCAAAAGGCCACAUUGCUGGAACCGUUAUUCCUGAAGAUUUCGUGCAUUUAACAAAUUCUUCGUGGUUUGAUGUGGAGAACUACGGUCACGGACCAUUUACUGGUCGCUGUUUGUCCAAAACCAAAACUUGUGAAGUAUUUGCAUGGUGUCCAGUUUUGGAAACUACGGAUCCGCAAUAUUACGCUUGGUAUUCGUUCACGCCUGAUCAUAACGAGGAAGACCUCCAAUCUACUAAUAAAUCGGAUUUUCCUUAUAAUUAUUUUGUGGAUACUUCAUUUAUUGACGAGCAAUUGGAGUUGUCGCGUCUCAAUACUAUGGAUCAAAAUAAGGUGCCACCACUCUUUGAAGUUCUCAAUUUUACCGUGCAUAUUCGAAAUAGUAUUGAAUUUCCAUUCUACAAAGUGAAAAGAUCAAAUAAACUGGAUUGGAUGAAUGAAACAUAUUACUACUCUUGUCUUUACAAUGCAAACGAUAAGUACGAUCGCUACUGUCCUAGAUUUGUUAUUGCAGAUAUACUCCAAAAAUCCGGAGCGAAUGUAUGGCAUAUCCUUCUCAACGGAGGAAUAAUUGAUAUCAAUAUCAAAUGGAAUUGCGACUUGAAUAAAGCGUUAGAAGAAUGCGUGCCUGAAUACUCCUUUCGAUAUCUUGGAGCUGAACCAGCUGAUUAUGAAAAUGAUAUAGUUCAAAUGGAGGAGAAAUACAUUCUUGAAUAUGGAAAUUACUUCACUCUGGCUUCACAACAGAGAAGAAUCUUCCACAAGACCAAUGGAAUUCAAUUUCUGAUCACAGUGACAGGAAAGGGAAGUAAAUUUUCCCUACUUGAGUUUAGUAUGAAAAUCGGCUCUUGCUUGGCACUUUUCGGUACGGCUACACUUUUAUGCAAUCUCAUUCUCGUUCACAUUAGUCGCGAUAGACAACGAUAUAAGCAAACAAUCUGUCGUCUGAGAAAACUGAAGCGGAAUACACACAUCAUUCGACGUCUUUGUCAUAAUCGACCCCCACCCAAACCAGUGCUUCAUAAACCCGAAAAUCUUGCUCCAGUGAUUGAGUUUUACGCCUCUCGAAAGACUGGUAUCUUAGCGCCUUCAAUUAGAAUCAAUGUGAGAGAAAUUGAUGGAAAAUACAUAGCGAAGAUAUUUGAUGAGGAAUAUCAAUGUCCUUCCUUAUUGAAAAGAAAAUUUGCCCCUGUCAGUUUACCUCUGAGUGGAAUGGAUAGCAGUAUUUCGGAAUUAUUUCCUGUAAUUGAAAUGUAA